This is a messenger RNA of Penicillium canescens, 666 nucleotides long. Its product is annotated as sugar O-acetyltransferase. The record is from RefSeq and is a predicted model, not a curated record. Gene Ontology annotation, molecular function: acetyltransferase activity. The transcript has 3 exons. The coding region runs from base 1 to 666 and encodes 221 amino acids. NCBI's taxonomy places the organism in Eukaryota, Fungi, Ascomycota, Eurotiomycetes, Eurotiales, Aspergillaceae.
AUGAUUCCCAAAACAGACAAGGACAGCGAGGUAAUGAGUAAGGCUCGAAAUCUCCGAGGCGUUUGCUGGGGGGAAGAAUAUCAGCGGAUGAUAAGUGGCAUGUUAUAUACUCCCUUAGCACCAGAUCUCAUAGAGGGUCGGUCGCGAGCAAGGCAGCUCACUGGAGAGUUCAACGCAUCUAUUUACGGAGACGUCGCAUCGGAAAAGACCGCUCACCAGAGAGAAACCAUCCUCAAGAAUCUCUUCGGUCGCACGGGGCAUAGUAUUUACAUUGAACCUCCUCUCUUUGUCGACUAUGGAUGUAAUAUCAGUGUAGGCGAGAGCUUUUAUGCCAACUUCCACCUUACCAUUCUCGACUGUGGGUUGGUCUCGAUUGGGAACAAUGUGGAAAUUGGCCCGAAUGUCAGUAUCAUCACCGGGGAGCACCACACCAUGAUCGAAGAGCGGAGAGCACAUCGAGGAUGUGAAUUUACAAGGGGUGUUGCUAUUGGAGAUGACUGCUGGAUCGGUGCUGGUGUUAUCAUUUUGGCCGGUGUUACUAUUGGCUCGGGUUGCUCGAUUGGCGCCGGCUCUGUCGUGAAGGCAGAUAUUCCGCCUUUUAGUAUUGCGGUUGGAGUUCCUGCGCGGGUGAUCCGUUCAGCUCAACAAGAGACAACUGUCGAGUAG